GCCUGCAGUUUAUUAUACUGGGUCUGGCAGCGAGCAAGUGCGCUGUUGCUGCAGCAUGAGAGAGCCUAUGUAUAGAGAGCUGUCCAGCUCUUUGAAUAUUGCUAUACAGUUUUUGUAAUGCAUGCUUUUCAGCAUAAGAGACAUCUGCUACGUGUGAAAGUGUUAAGGAACGAUUGCUCGGGGUGCUCUGAACAAUUUAAACAAUACAAUAUUGAAAACGACUGAAUGUUUCAUCGAUACUACAAACCUGUACAAAUCUGCAGGGACUGCUGCGCCGAAGGCUGUCCCUUAGCUCCACGUUUAUGUUAUCAUGAUUCUGCAUACGAAGGAUGAUAAUAACAUCGAAUAAACGGAAAACAGUAGUCUAUUUUAUCAACAGUAGGGAAGUUGCUUACGGUAUAUGUUGGAGUUGUUGAGUCAGGUAUAUUGCUGGAUGACCCGCGUCAGGUGUUGGUUUGCUUCAAGAUAUUGCUUGUCAAGUUUAACAUUUUUUUUCAUGUAGAAUUUUAAGAAAAUCAACUGUUUUAAAAUAAACAGGUAUGCAUUUGUCAACAUUAGUAAUCCAGUCAUCUAUCAAAUAUCAAUAACUUGGUAUAACAUAGAAAGUGAGUUUGUGAACAGUAAAUGGUUUUGCUUUGUUAAACCGCCAAAAAGCAGGCUAUUUAAGUAGCCAGGACAAGGUGACUCAUGAUUUGAGCGAUACCUGAGGAAUAUAUAGCUUUUGGAAUGAGUGUGGGUGUUUCGUACAAGGAGCUUAUUUUUGACGGAGAGACCUAAAGAAAAGUGUUUGUACUAUUCGUACUAAUGACAGUGAAUGGAAAACCUUUCCUUUUAGUAUCAUGGAUGACAAAUCCAACAAGCUGAUUUUGGUCCCUGUUGUAUUUGUGCUGUUUGUGAUGAUAGGAUAUCAGUACAUUUGCCCAGCAGGCAGUAACUCAUGCCACUUCAGGACUGGGGAGAAGGUAAGAGGGGUCACCCUUCCAUCUUCCCAAACCCCUGCGAUCUUCGAUUUCUACAUAGAUCAAGAACUAGAAGACGAAAGCCCUCCCAAAUUUCUGCCUACCUUUAACUUCUCGGAAACAGAUCUGACACGCUACGCGAAUUUCAACAUCAAAGGGGAUGAUGUGAUCGUUUUCCUGCACAUCCAAAAGACAGGCGGGACUACAUUCGGCAGGCACCUGGUGAGGAAUAUUCGCCUGGAGCAGCCUUGUGACUGCAAGCUUGGGCAGAAGAAAUGUACUUGCCACCGACCCGGGAAGAAAGAGUCCUGGCUUUUCUCUCGAUUCUCUACAGGAUGGAGCUGUGGGCUGCACGCGGACUGGACAGAGCUAACCAACUGCGUACCUGUCAUCAUGGACAAGAAGGAAACCGAGAAACCCCGAAGGAACUUCUAUUACAUCACAAUGUUGAGAGAUCCAGUGUCGCGUUUCCUGAGCGAAUGGAAACAUGUCCAGAGAGGGGCGACGUGGAAGACAUCCCUGCACAUGUGCGACGGCAGAUCCCCCACGCAGGAUGAGCUGCCCACCUGUUACCUAGGUGACGACUGGUCAGGGGUGACCCUGCAGGAGUUCAUGGACUGUAUCUACAAUCUGGCCAACAACCGGCAGGUGCGCAUGCUGGCAGACCUCAGCCUGGUGGGCUGCUACAACCUCUCGUCCAUGAACGAAAGCGAGCGGAACGAGAUCCUUCUCCGCAGCGCCAAAGACAACCUCAAGAACAUGGCCUUCUUCGGACUGACGGAGUACCAGCGCAAGACUCAGUACCUCUUCGAGAGGACCUUCAACCUGAAGUUCAUCUCACCCUUCACGCAGCUGAACAGCACGAGGGCCGCCAAUGUGGACAUCGAGUGGCCGACGCGGCGCCGCAUCGAGGAGCUGAACUUCCUGGACAUGCAGCUCUACGAGUACGCCAAGGACCUCUUCCUGCAGCGCUUUCAGUUCACCCGGCAGAGAGAGCGUCAGCUGGAGAGGCAGAGGAGAAGGGAGGAGCGCCAGCUGCUCCGUGCACAGAAAGCGCAGCGCUACAGGCAGCAGGCUGACGACAGUGUCACCACAGAGGACUACACGGGCCAAGUGGUGAGAUGGUGACAGCUUGUGCCUCAACCAUCAAAACGGUCUUUAAAAUAUAACUGAAGAAUUAACAACAUUUGUUUUAAGCUCUUAAGUGUGACAUUUUAUAUAUUGUUAUCAUUCACAUGAAACUGCCGAGGCUGUGGUUAACACAGCUACCCUGCCUUUUGAGUACCCUUUCGUGUCUUAACUUAAAAAAUAGAUCUACAAUAUACUUGUGUGACCUUCCCCCUGCUUACUACUGUAGUUAAUCACUAUUAUGUAGAUUGUGAAGACUAUGUAUAGACAGGAAAUUAAGCGUAAGGUGACAUUCAGAAAAAGAGGAGUUUCAAGCCAAUGGCUGGUGAUUGCUAUUGCUCACCAUGUGAAAAAUGAUUUGGUUCUUACAGUAUGCUGUUAGUGUGAUUUUAUUUUUAUUUGUAUGCAAUAUGUAAGUGGCUUAACAAACUUGGCCAUGUAAUAUAAGAUGCAGUAGCAUCAUAAGGAAAUCUUAUCAGAAGUUUUUUUUUAUUUUUUAUUUCAGUUUGAUUCUCUGACCUGCAUCUUUACGGAUGUAUAAGGUGUUUGCGUUUAGAGUCUUUAUUAUCUGUUCCAUAGCACCCCUUUUUUUUUUUUUUUUUUUCAGUAACCGAAGAUUAAUGGACAUCAUGCUGGUCUGAAGCAAGUUUCUGGCACUUUUUCACACUGCAGUAACCUGAUCUUUCAAUUGAUCAGUUGAUUUAUAACUCGCAUCUAGUCUUGUUUAGAAGGGCUGCUAGCUGCUCAGAAAUGACAGGCUGCAGUUUUACACCAAUGUUGUUUUUUCGUAGGCAGUAGGUCUGAACUUUUAUUUUCAGUUGAUUAAAUGUUAAGGCCGUAUUCCGUGUAAAAUGAAAUCCCUUGGAAAACUGUCGAGUAUUAUUACAGGGAUUGCAGUUUUAUUUUAUUUCUUUAAAAAAAAAAGUUAUUUAGAGCAAUUAUAACAUACACGGUUACAGCUAAAUUGAAUGCAUUUCCUCAAAGUACUUUGUAUUCUCUAAAGCAUACUACCAUUGUACUGUAUUGAUUUAUUUAUUACACACACAUGCACACACACAUAGAUAGAUAGAUAGAUAGAUAGAUAGAUAGAUAGAUAUAUACUUGCAUCCCCGUAAAGACACCUCUUCCAUCCUGUUAUGUAAUUCUAUAGCAUUUUCUAAAGGAUUGGUCUUUGCAGUUGUCCUGCAAAUCACAGAAUAAUGUGGAUAAUAAUGACGACCCAUUCUCUGAAUAUGUCAAAGAAGGUUACACAAGGCAGUUAUAGGAUUGACCAGACAAGCAAAUCAGGCUUGGUAUUUGUAUUUAUUCCUGCAUGUGAAACAUUGAUGACGUUAUGAGAUCUCUGGAACAUAACAGAGCUCAAUCAAUUUCAAAAUGAAGCAUUUCAAAAUCGGGGGAAUUUGACACCAAACUAAGAAUAACAUGCUGUAGCUGUCUCCUAAAAUAUGUUAACCAAGUCUGUCAAGAAUAUAUAGAGAUGAAUAAGGUACCCAAGGCUUCAACGUUGCUGAACGUAGGUGGGCAUGGCUUACUGCACUCUUUGGUUUGCUGCAUUCUGGUUAUCAACAUGCUUCCAUUGUCUUGGUCACAGUUGAGGACUAAACUGAAAAGAUUAAUGGAAUGUAGUGAGCUGUCUCCACAAUGAGCUCUGAAUAAAGAAGGAGCAUGUUUAUUGUUUAAAAAAACAUAAUCAAAGUUGUCCGUGUACAUAAAUGAAAUAAACCGAAUCCAAGGGGAACUGCCGGUCAAACUGUCUCUAUCAUUCAGUGUAAAGUCUAGGAGAACAGAAUCAAACAGUUUGAAUUAAAGCCCAAACUCGCAGAGUACUGGUCUUUCAGCUUUUAAAAGGACCGGUUAAGGAAAAAGCAUCUCAGCAAUGUCUUCUCCCAAAGCAUCCUAAAAACUGCUGUGUUCAUUAUUGAAGGGAGUGUAGCUCAUCAGCUGAGCCUUGCAGGCUGGUUAGAGCUAAAAUCAAUUUUGAUCAUGUGUGUGGGGAAAGAGGAGUUUCUGUGUGCAUUGAGUAAACCGAUAGACCUCAAAAAUAUGCACAGAUUUAAAAUGGCUUACGAAAACCAAGCAAAAUUUCGCUUCAUGAAGUCGAAUGAAACCUGCUGGAUAAUGUUUAAUUACAUACCGCUUUGUAGUUUUCCAUAUACCUCACCAAAAAGCUGACAAAAAAUGUGACAUAUUGAAAUCUAACAUGAAAUACUUUUUUUUUAUAGCAUGUUGUUAAAUAAAAGAUCUAACUUA
Messenger RNA from Acipenser ruthenus (sterlet), 4337 nucleotides. Its product is annotated as heparan-sulfate 6-O-sulfotransferase 3-B-like. The transcript has 2 exons. Gene Ontology annotation, cellular component: membrane. NCBI's taxonomy places the organism in Eukaryota, Metazoa, Chordata, Actinopteri, Acipenseriformes, Acipenseridae. The coding region runs from base 840 to 2087 and encodes 415 amino acids. The record is from RefSeq and is a predicted model, not a curated record. Gene Ontology annotation, molecular function: heparan sulfate 6-sulfotransferase activity.